AUGGCUUCCUGGACGAGCAUUGCUUCUGUGCUAGCCAUGGUGGUGACCAUUCAUCAUGCUUCUUCUGACGGCUUGAGACGAACGAGCAUGGGCAAGGUUGAUCUCCAUUCCCUCUAUGUCCCUCCGUUUUGGAGAGAAGAGUCGAUAUUGGCAGGUUAUGGCGAGCCAGAUGGGAUACCUGGAAUCCCAGCCUGGUCUGAAGAAGCCCAUCUCGAGUUCAUGUCCCAAGCAAACAUCAUAGAUUCAAUCCUCAGCAUCACCUCGCCCGGCACACACCUCACACCCGGAAACAACACGCACGCCCGGCGCCUGUCCCGACAGUGCAACGAGUUCGCAGCAGACCUCAAGCGCCGACGCCCCGAGGAAUUUGGAUUCUGGGCAGCCCUCCCCUCCCGGACGUCGAGCUGUCUUCACGAAUGCUCAUGGCGUUUCUACCUCGGCGAUGAAUCCCUGAGCCCGCUCUUUCAAGAGCUGGACCGCCAAAAUGUAACCGUCUUCGUCCACCCGACUAGUCCCUGCAUCCGCGGCGCGCACGGUAACAACCCACAGCCCGCAUCGCCGCUAGCCGAGUUCUAUCCAAACCCGAUGUUCGAGUUCCUCUUCGAGGGCGCGCGCGCAGUGACAAACCUCUUCCUCUCAGGAACAGUCGACUUCGCGUCAUCGAUCCUGGGUCUCCCGCUGCAGAUCAACUCCGACAGCGUCAAGGUAGCGUUUGCGCGCAGCUUCUAUUUCGAUCUUGCGGGGUUUGUGUUCCCCGAUCAGAUCUACGGACUAUUGCGCUAUGUUGGUGCGAGGAGUAUUGUUUAUGGUAGUGAUUAUCCGUAUACACCGGGCCCGGGUAUUGUGGUGCUUACGGAGACGAUUAAUGAGCAUAUGGACGAGGCGUUUCCGGACCCACGUGACGUAGAGGACAUAUUCGCUGGAAUUGCGAAGCGCAUCCUUGAUCGGCUCUGA
This is a messenger RNA of Aspergillus calidoustus, 954 nucleotides long. The record is from the annotation of a GenBank genome assembly. NCBI's taxonomy places the organism in Eukaryota, Fungi, Ascomycota, Eurotiomycetes, Eurotiales, Aspergillaceae.